Parathielavia appendiculata is the source of this 650-nucleotide messenger RNA. RefSeq lists its product as uncharacterized. NCBI's taxonomy places the organism in Eukaryota, Fungi, Ascomycota, Sordariomycetes, Sordariales, Chaetomiaceae. The coding region runs from base 89 to 394 and encodes 101 amino acids. The record is from RefSeq and is a predicted model, not a curated record. The transcript has a single exon.
UGAGAAGGCAGAUGUUGAACUAGGCGGCCUUGUCGGCUAUUUAUUGUAGGGCUGUGAUAGGAGAUGUUAGUGGUAAAUGCUAUUGAGAAUGGGGAUAAAACACACCUCGGUUACGUCUCCUAUCGGCCCGUCUAGAGCUUCCCAGUCUCGGGACGCUGGUUGUCUGCGAAAUGCGCAGGAGCACGCCGGUAGCCGCUCGAGCAAGCCGUCUUGUAUAUGCGCGAUCUCGAGCAGUUCCGUUGACUCGUGGUUGAGCAGCUGCUCGCUGGCGGCAGCUGUUCUUUGCCUGGGGAGUGAACUCCGCCGCUCCGCAGUAGCUGCUGCCAACCAACAGGCCAAUAGUUCAGCAUUGGUUCUUCUCUCAACCGUGUUUGCGUCCCUGCCCUGGCUCUGACAACCGCCGAUCCUCGGAACCGGAAUCAGCGUGCCAGAUUCCAGGCGGCACCGCGUCGAGGUGCAGAGUCCGACUUCGCCGCCCACCCUCCUCUUCCCUUUGCCCGAUGUAUCUGGUGGUGGUGCUAGGCCUUGCCUUCCAAAUAAACUAUCCUACUAUCUCUCCCAAUGGAUAAGGCCCUCUUGACUUUACCCGUCAGUUCAUCAUCGCUUCAAUAAUCCAGCUCCAUCGACGACCCGGAACUACCGUUAUCGGC